CCUGCCCCGCGGCACCGAGCCGAGCCCAGCGGAGUCCCGGCGGAUGGCGCGGGUGGCCGAGGAGAUGCUGAGCCUGAUGGAGGUCGGCGGUCCCUGCUGGAGCGGGUGGCCGUCGGCAAUCCCCUUUCCCUGGUGCUGGCAGCCUCCGCCUUCGCGCUCAGCCUCGGGUACCUGUUCCAGCUGGGGUACCGGCGCCACCUUGGAGCCGACCAGAAGAAAUACCCACCUUUUAUUUCAUCAGGCAUCCCUUUCCUUGGACAUGCAAUCGCAUUUGGAAAAAGUCCCAUUGAAUUUUUGGAAAAUGCUUAUGACAAAUAUGGACCUGUGUUCAGUUUCACUAUGGUUGGCAAGACGUUCACAUACUUACUGGGUAGUGAUGCUGCUGCUCUACUGUUCAACAGUAAAAAUGAAGAUUUGAAUGCAGAGGAUGUAUACUCUCGGUUAACUACCCCAGUUUUUGGAAAAGGAGUUGCUUAUGAUGUGCCUAAUGCGAUAUUUUUGGAACAGAAGAAGAUGCUCAAAACUGGGCUAAACAUUGCCCAGUUUAAACAGCAUGUAUCUGUGAUUGAAAAAGAAACGAAGGAGUAUUUCAGAGCAUGGGGAGACAGUGGAGAGAAAAACCUGUUUGAAGCCCUUUCAGAACUUAUCAUUUUGACAGCAAGUCAUUGCUUACAUGGGAAAGAAAUCAGAAGCUUGCUGAAUGAGAAGGUGGCUCAGCUGUAUGCCGACCUGGAUGGGGGUUUUACUCAUGCUGCCUGGCUUCUGCCAGGUUGGCUACCUCUGCCAAGCUUCAGACGUCGAGAUCGAGCACACAAAGAAAUCAAGAAUAUUUUCUACAAGGUUAUCCAGAAACGUCGGAAGUCUGAGGAAAAGGAGGACGACAUGCUCCAAACUCUACUUGAUGCUUCAUACAAGGACGGCCGCCCGCUGACCGAUGAUGAGAUUGCUGGAAUGCUGAUUGGGCUGCUGCUGGCAGGGCAGCACACAUCCUCCACCACCAGUGCCUGGCUUGGCUUCUUCCUCGCCAGAGACAAAUCCAUACAGGAACGGUGCUAUGCAGAACAGAAAGCAGUUUGUGGGGAUGACUUGCCACCCUUAAGUUACGACCAGCUCAAGGAUCUCAGUUUGCUGGAUCGCUGUCUAAAAGAAACUUUAAGGCUCAGACCUCCUAUAAUGACCAUGAUGAGAAUGGCCAGAACUCCCCAGACCGUUGCUGGAUACAGUAUUCCCCCUGGCCAUCAGGUCUGUGUAUCUCCUACUGUUAACCACAGACUCAGAGACUCCUGGAAUGAUGCUCUAGACUUCAAGCCUGACCGAUACCUCCAAGAUAACCCAGCAGCUGGAGAGAAAUUUGCGUACAUUCCAUUUGGCGCUGGCCGUCAUCGCUGCAUUGGAGAAAACUUUGCAUAUGUUCAAAUUAAGACUAUUUGGUCUACUUUGCUUCGUUUGUAUGAAUUUGAUCUCAUCAAUGACUAUUUUCCGACUAUAAAUUAUACAACAAUGAUACACACACCUAAUAACCCCGUUAUCAGAUAUAAGAGGAGGUCACUGUAAAUUGUGGUCCUAAAGCCUUACUUAUUUAAACUGUGUGAACUAACAGACUUUUGAAUAAAAUUGUGACAGAA
This is a messenger RNA of Manacus vitellinus (golden-collared manakin), 1625 nucleotides long. Its product is annotated as lanosterol 14-alpha demethylase. The transcript has 10 exons. Gene Ontology annotation, molecular function: heme binding; monooxygenase activity; iron ion binding. The coding region runs from base 340 to 1554 and encodes 404 amino acids. The record is from RefSeq and is a predicted model, not a curated record. NCBI's taxonomy places the organism in Eukaryota, Metazoa, Chordata, Aves, Passeriformes, Pipridae.